AUGCUUUCCACUCCUCUUCGUCGUUUUCCGGCUUAUGAUGCCUUUCCUUCGAGCGACGUGCUGUCAGAGGGCCAUGCUCCCUCAAAUCACAUGCACAGCUCGGGUCCAGACGCUCUCGCGCACAGCUCCCAAUACGCGCCCCAGCAAUCCCAACCGCAUGUGGAUGCCCACCAGAAUUCUCCACUCCCUCGAGGCUAUAAUGUCAGGUAUCGCCAGCCUCCACAAGGGGCCGCGCUAAGAAUUGGAAAAUCUACUCACGGGACAGGUGCCCCCAUUCGGCGGCGAAUUAGCAGAGCCUGUGACCAAUGUAAUCAAUUGAGGACGAAAUGCGAUGGCCAGAGCCCGUGUGCUCACUGCAUUGAAUUUGGUUUAGGCUGCGAAUAUAUACGUGAACGGAAGAAACGAGGCAAGGCCUCACGCAAAGACCUUGCACAACAGGCUGCGGCAGCAGCUGCCAAUGGACAAAAGCCUGCUACCGGUCUAUCAUCAAAGGACCCUUCAGUAAUUGAGCCACGGAGCGAGAAUGUAUCGUCGGCUGCACCGCUUGCGAAUGACGGCAGUGUCGCUUUCCAGCGGCCACAGGCAUCAAGGUCCUUGAGUCUGAAUACCAACGAACUCGAUGGUGAAACCCCUACUAGAGGAGUGUUGACAGGCAGAAUACGCGCUGGUAGCCUCGACAGCCUUACAGACAUGUCAAACGGGCACCAGCCUCACAUGGCUAGUCGUCUCGAAGCCGAUCAAAUCGGGAGCCCCGCGUCCCUGAGUAUCAACGGCUAUUCAAGCAUGCAUGGAUAUAGACCCGCUCUGAACCCCCACAUGAUGAACGGCAAUGGUCAACAUUCAAGCCUCAAUGCCGGACAGGGCUCUUUAUCCGGACCCUAUACAGAUCUCCCUUACGCCAUCCAGGCCCAGAGCCCAUCACAUUAUCCGGGAAAUACUCCGGGAGGCUUCCGUCUAAACGACAGCCCCCUCCCUCGCUUCACUAUGGGGUCUGAGACAGCUUCUCCAGGCGGAUGGAUGUCGUUGCCAUCACCAUCUAAUCAGUAUCACAACCACGUGACGCACCAUAACUUCAAUUCCACGCUGCGAUACCCGGUCCUUGAGCCUCUUAUCCCUCACCUCGGGAAUAUCAUUCCUCUACCCCUAGCGUGUGACCUGCUGGACUUAUACUUCGCCAGCUCGUCAUCUGCCUUCAUGCACCCGACAUCACCAUACGUCCUUGGAUACGUCUUUAGAAAGCGUUCCAUCCUUCACCCAACCAAACCCAGACAGUGCAGCCCGGCAUUGUUAGCUAGUAUGCUGUGGGUCGUGGCCCAGACUAGCGAUGCAGCUUUCUUGACGGCAUCGCCCUCAUCGCGGGGACGUAUCUGUCAAAGACUCCUGGAGCUUACUGUAAAUCUACUCAGACCACUCAUCCAUGGAUCGCCUGCUAACGAAUCACCACCCAACUUCUCAAACACCGUUAUCAAUGGGGUUGCACUUGGGGGUCUCGGUGUCGCCAUGCCCGGGUCUGUUAAUGCUGAUGGGUUAUCAAGUGAAACUGGGGCAUUUGGAGCAGCUGGUACAUUGGACGAUGUUGCGACGUACAUCCAUCUUGCGACUGUUGUAUCUGCCAGUGAAUACAAAGGCGCGAGCCUGAGAUGGUGGAACGCUGCUUGGUCCCUGGCUAGGGAGCUCAAACUUGGAAGAGAGUUGCCUCAGCAGCCCCCGAUGGCGCCACAGCAACACAGCGGAGCCGAUAUUGAUGCCGAUGGAGAAGUUGAUGACGAUGUACCGAACACGCCAGGUCUGAUUACGGAGGAAGAACGAGAAGAACGAAGAAGGAUCUGGUGGCUGGUUUAUACGGUAGAUCGUCACCUCGCGCUUUGUUACAACAGGCCACUCUUCCUGUUAGACAUUGAGUGUGCUGGCCUUCUCCAGCCAAUGGACGACACGUUGUGGCAGGCUGGAGAAUUCUACACUGGUGAUUCAAGCAUUCAUAUUACUUCCCCAAGUGGCACACCGCGACUUAGAAGGAGAGGACCUAACUUUGAAUGUACCGGGCAUAGCAUAUUCGGCUACUUCUUACCCCUGAUGACGAUACUCGGAGAGAUCGUAGAUCUCUACCACGCCAAGAAGCACCCUCGAUUCGGUAUCGGCUUCAAAUCUGCCCAGGAAUGGGAUGACCACAGCAGCGAAAUCGUCCGUCAACUAGAUGCCUACGCUCAAAGCAUCAAAGACUUCGAGGCGCGCCACCUCAGCCAGCCACCGCCGGUCGAAGCUUCGACCGACCCAACCAUGGAAGGCAUCUCAGAAACACACGACCUUGACCACAACACCAGCACCCCGUCAGUUCACUCUAGCCAUUCCGGCCACUCGCCCAAGUCCAAGCGCAACCUCGAAGCCGACAUCCAGACCCGCAUCGUAGUAGCCUAUGGCACGCACGUGAUGCACGUCCUCCACAUCCUCCUCGCCGGAAAAUGGGAUCCCAUCUCCCUCCUCGACGACAACGAUCUCUGGAUCUCGUCGCAGAGCUUCAUCACCGCCACCGGCCACGCUGUCAGCGCCGCCGAAGCAAUCGAGAACAUCCUCGAGUACGACCCGGGGCUCGAAUUCAUGCCCUUCUUCUUUGGCAUCUAUCUGCUCCAGGGAAGCUUCCUGCUACUACUCAUCGCUGACAAGCUUCAGGUCGAAGCCUCUCCCAGCGUCGUCAAAGCGUGCGAGACCAUCGUCCGCGCCCACGAAGCCUGCGUCGUGACGCUCAACACCGAGUAUCAGCGCAACUUCCGCAAAGUCAUGCGCUCCGCCCUAGCGCAGGUUAAAGGCCGCAUGCCCGAGGAUUUCGGCGAGCAGCAGCUGAAAAGGAGGGAGGUCCUCGCGCUGUAUCGAUGGACGGGCGAUGGGACGGGACUGGCGCUUUAG
This is a messenger RNA of Amorphotheca resinae ATCC 22711, 2901 nucleotides long. RefSeq lists its product as hypothetical. Lineage: Eukaryota; Fungi; Ascomycota; Leotiomycetes; Helotiales; Amorphothecaceae. The transcript is spliced from 4 exons. Gene Ontology annotation, biological process: DNA-templated transcription; regulation of DNA-templated transcription. The record is from RefSeq and is a predicted model, not a curated record. Gene Ontology annotation, molecular function: DNA binding; zinc ion binding; DNA-binding transcription factor activity, RNA polymerase II-specific. The coding region runs from base 1 to 2901 and encodes 966 amino acids.